This is a messenger RNA of Nelumbo nucifera (sacred lotus), 3521 nucleotides long. Its product is annotated as squamosa promoter-binding-like protein 3. The record is from RefSeq and is a predicted model, not a curated record. Gene Ontology annotation, cellular component: nucleus. Gene Ontology annotation, molecular function: DNA binding. Lineage: Eukaryota; Viridiplantae; Streptophyta; Magnoliopsida; Proteales; Nelumbonaceae.
CGGCGCUUUUCCUGUCUGUCUUCUUACUCUGAAUUUAAAGAAAGGACUGAGUUGGGUGGGGGAGAGCGGGAGAGGGCAAAAACUGCAAUUGUUUGUCUGAGUGGUGUGUAAGAGUGUUUGGAUCCACUGGUGGGGAGUUCGUCCACCUGUCUUGUGUUCCAGAGCUUUGCAGCUUCUUAAAUGGCAGACUCCGCACAUGUUCACCAUCAGCACCUUUUACUCCCCGUGGAGCAAGCACGUUGAGCGUUAGUUGGAUCCCUGUCUUCAUUGUUGCAGGAGAGACUGUGUGACUAUGAUGAUGAUGAUUGAUCAGGGAUUAGAACUAAGAUACAAAUAUUGCAAUGCAGAAAAAAAGUAUCGUUUCCUUCUGUAUUUUCUGAGUUGGGUUUGAUGAGCGGUUAAUUGGAAGCUUUUCAUCUACCAUAAAUUCCACGAUUUUGUUUUUCUAAGAGAUUUGUGCCGCCUAAGGCGAAUGUCUGGUGUUCUGGGUCUGAGUGAGAUAAAAUCAAGGAAGUGGAUUUCUGGUUUCUAUUUUGAGUUUUCGGGGGAAAUGGAUGAUUAAUUAGAGGCCGAAGAUGGACAACAGAUGGUAAAAAAGGUUGUUUUCUUCCAAUAAUUUUGGCAAAAGAAUAAUUGGGGAAAGUAAUUUCCAAAGGAUAUAAAGGCGGCAGUUUUAGUCUAACAUAACGCAGUAAAAGUUUUGACAGAAAAAAGCUCAGUUGGGUCCAGACAUAAAUAAUUGGGAAAGUAAUUGCAAAAGGAUAUAAAGGGGACUUUUGGAUGGUUGAUGAGAAGGAAAGAGAGGAGAAUUAAACUGGUUUGGUGUAGUGGGUAACGGUAACUUUUUUCGGAGACUAGUUGGAUAUGGUGAAAUAAUGGAGGCGUAAUCUUUUGUAAUCUCUCUGAAACCGAGAAGGGAGCAGGUUGGCUGGCAUUCAGGGGGUGGGUGAGUCUUGCUGAACAGAACAGUUCUUAGAUAAAAGAGUAAGGGCAUUUCUUUUAUUGGAAGAGCUUGAAUAUUGCCGAUGGUCUGAGGCUUAGAGUACUGAGAAGCUGAGAUUUGUAGUAUGGGGAGAGAGAGAGGGUGAGGGGGUCAGGAGGAAGGUUCAUCUUCAUUGGUGGAAGAUGCAAAGCAUUGAAGAUAGCAAAGGUAUUACUAAUUCCAUCAGCUCAUGUAAUGGCGCUGGCUCUGUAAGGGCUGCUUCCUCUAUACACAUUCUCUGUAUCUACUACAUUGAACCCUUGACGUUACAUGUUUAGCCAAUUGAAGUAGGGGAUUUAAUCUCGAGGGAUCAAUAAAGGUUAACCGUGCUCAAAGUGCUGGAGUGCUGGUGCUAGAGAAGCUGUUGUCUCUCCCUCCGCCAUUUGACCUUCUCGUUAGAUGGGUAGAGUUGGGUUUUAAGGGGUAUUGGUGGCACUUGUCUGUGAUCAGAGAGGAAAGGAGCUGACCCUGGUUCAUUUCAAAGGAAAGGUUUGCUAUACGCUAGUCUAUGCUGUUGAUCUGCUACUGCUGAGUAGAGAGAGAGGAAGCCGAGAAAAGACUAGCCAGUGCUAUUAUAUGAUUUUGGAGGAUCUGAUCCUGUCCAACGUAGUUGGGUGAGUUGUGAGUUAUUGCAUGUUUUAUGAGUCAAACAGUUUGUGAAACCUUUCCUAUGAGGACUUCUGUCAUGGAGUGGAAUCCAAAGACUCCCUCACAGUGGGACUGGGAUAACCUAGUAAUGUUCAAUGGAAAAGCAAGUGACAUUCCCAAGCAGGUGCAACCGACAGAUUGGGGGAUUGAAGGGGAUGGAGGAAUUGAUAAUGGAUCUGUCUAUUCAUCUGCGGGAGGUGGUUGUUCUGGCUCUGAUUUGGGACAUGGCUCCUCAUCCAAGAGUUCGAUCUCUGCAUCUGUUGACUCAUCAUUGAAGGGGGGAAUAAAAAUAUCCAAUUUUAAUUUUGAGGCUGCUGAAGAUUUUCCUAAGGAUUUUAGCAAGAAAAAAGAAUUUCCCAGAUUAGAAGAUACUGGAACUUCUCCAACAUUGGGGGCUUCAGUUGGCUCGAGUGAACCAGUGAUUGGUUUAAAGCUUGGUAAGCGCACUUACUUUGAAGACAUUUGUGCCGGGAGCACAAUUAAGAACUCAUUUUCUGUCAUUCCAACAUCAUCUUCUACCACAGCAAAGAGAUCCAGGGCAUCUUAUCAGAGCACUCAGACCCCACAGUGCCAAGUAGAAGGUUGUAACCUCGACCUUACAUCAGCUAAAGAUUACCAUCGCAGGCAUAGAGUUUGUGAAAGCCAUUCCAAAUCCCCAAAGGUAAUUGUAGCAGGCCUGGAACGCCGGUUUUGCCAACAAUGUAGCAGGUUCCAUGAUUUGUCUGAGUUUGAUGAGAAAAAGCGUAGCUGUCGUAGGCGUCUCUCUGAUCACAAUGCACGUCGCCGCAAGUCACAACCUGAGGCAAUCCAAUUCAAUUCUGCAAGACUGUCUUCAUCAUUUUAUGAUGAAAGGCAACAGAUGAGCCUUAUGUUAAACAGGAUCCCAAUCAUUCACAUGAGACCUGCUGUAAGUCCAACUUGGGAAAGCGCAUCUGACUUUAAGUUUACACAAACAAAGGGAUCUCCGAUGAGACCGGCCAAAGCAGGAAGCAUUGAUGGCCAAUUACAUUUGCCCAGCAAUGAGGUGCCAAAUGCCAUUUCUACACUUAGCCAUGAACCUCAAAGGCUCUUGUCAUUGAAGGGCACCACUGCCGAGGUCCUCAACCAAGGUAUGGAAGCAUCUGGGGUCACUUCUAACUUGGACACAACACCAGAUCUCCGGCGUGCUCUCUCUCUUCUGUCAACUAGUUCUUGGGGUUCAAGUGACCCUGAACCCAAUUCACUCAACCAGAUAAUACAUACAAACCGUACAAAGAUGACUCAGCCAGUGGUGCAUUUGGUGCCUCAAGGCCUACCUCCAUCAGAAUACUGGCAGGCUGAACAACAAGCCGGACCCCGGAUGCAUUCAUUAACUGUACGUAGUAAUGGCAGUAACCAAUUUCAAGAGUUCCAGUUGUUCAAAGCACCAUAUGAGUCUGGCUUCUUUUAUUCCAAUCAGAUGAACUGAUCAGAGGAUCCAUAAGCAUUAUUCCCCAGGAGUGGCUGCAUCCACAGUCAUAAUGCAGGUACAAGUUCUGCAUUUUGAAUUUGGAAAACCUGUUUCAUUAGGUUAUACCCUCCAAAAUCUCUGUUGCAACUUCAACGAUGCCGGCAUGCGAACUCCAAUCUCAAGUUUUAUGGGCAUUUCCAGAAGCCUGAAAUUUUAUGCUGAGCGGCUCACCCUCGCAUACAGCCCUCUAAGAUGGGAAUAACAUUGCUCCUUUUUUUUCUCUUGUUCAUAUGGUACUUAUAAAAACUUAUUGUCAACUUUUGGUUAAAUUUCCUGGUUUUCCUUUCUGAAAAUUUCCAGACACCAAUUAUCAUAUGGUGCUUUGUUUGUUAAAUAUCUGGCUGAACACAAUAUUUAUAAACUUUAUCGUUGCCUUAUGAUAUGUUUAAUUAUCUAGUAUAA